ACUCUUGCCCUUUUAUUUUUUCUUCUCUUUCUUUUGUUACAGUAAAGAGUUUACACUCAUGAAGUCGCCAAAGCUCGUGGCACAUUUUCUUACUUGUGGUCCUGACAUAGUCAAUCCACAAGCAAUGAAUUUAUGAUGUUUAAACCGACACCUACUCAAUCAUCAAAUUGUUUGUGUUUGGGGUGAGAAAAAUGGAAUCAUAAUUAUGUGCGAUCAACAGAUCACCUGUUCUGCAGAAUUCUAGUAGAGAGUGUUAAAAAAAAAAAAAAAAAAAAAAAUGAAGUGUUUGUUGUUGACAUUUCUGGAGCUUAAACCGUGUCUUCCCCGUCCGUGCUAUACACAUUUACAACAAUAUGCAGGAGAUGGGUGUGGGGUCGGGUCAUUUAACCUUAAAUUUCGCGCUUAAGGCUUGCGCCAAAGUAAUGAAGCAGAUGGAAGGGGAGGGGAAAUUCAUUGCCGAGUUUUGAAGUUGGGGUUUGAUCGUGAUUUGUAUGUGCAGAUCCAGACGAUUUCAGUUCUUCGUCUCCUUCAACCUCUUUGCCUCCUUCGUUUGCAUCGCCUCAUCAUCACCAAUCUAUGUCAUAGCUAAAAUCCCGAAUUGGCCCCAAAUUCCUGUUGAGAUUCUAAGACGAGUAUUAUUUGCAGAUAUCAUCCGGGGGUAUAUGGUUUCUCAGAGCCCUUAUCCUUACAUGCCUUGGUGGUUGUUCAAGCUUGUCAUCACAUUUGGGCCGUCUCGUCAGUGACUUUUUUAUGUGUCAUCGUUUAAGUAGGCAGAUUGAACAUGGCAGCAGCUACAAUUGUUCCUAUAGUUCUUAACCUUAAGAACUAUGACGAUUGGACUCCUCGGGUUAAGACUUACUUGAUGGCAGAAGAUCUUUGGGAUAUUGUCGAAGGCAUAUAUAAAAAACCGCCUCUUAUUGACCCCUUGCCAACUGAUGGAUCUUUACCAAUUAUCAAAACAGCAGAAGAAAAAGAAACUGAAAUUAAGGCUUGGAAAAUGAAGAAUGUCAAGGCCUUAUAUGCAAUCCAGAAUUCUUGCGGGGAUGAUACUUAUCAAUUUAUCAAGAGCGCAACCACGGCCAAAGAAGCAUGGGAUACUUUGUUAGAAAAAUUGAAUCCAGGUCGUGAUCAAUCAUCAGACAGAAGAGACGAGAGGAUACUUGUUCAAGCGUAUCCAACACGAACCAUUCAACAUGAUGCCAUCCGAGAGUUGGCAAAGGAAGAAGGGCGCACUGGAGGACUUGAUGAGAGCAGUGGCAAUGAUAUCCGGGAAACUUUCGUCAAAUCUGUGAAGUCGGGAGAUUGGGAUAAUGCGAUCAAGUUACUUCGCAACCAUCACGAGCUCGGAAGUGAAAGAAUUUCAGAUGACAGAAUUCCAGGUGGCGGUACAGCUCUUCACUACGCCCUCUGGAAUUUCAGAAGUAGGGUGCGCAUCAUAAAACAGCUGGUAGAGUCAAUGACAAAGGAAGACUUGGAAAUACAAGACAAUCUUGGUUUGACAGCACUUUUUCUUUUAAUAACAUUUUGUCAAGAUAGGGUGGACGUAGCUAAAAGCAUGGUUGAAAAGAACGACAAGUUACUUAGUAUUUUACCUGCCAAUACCAUCGGCAACAGGACGACUCCUCUAGUUGUCGAGGCUCAGAGGUUGUCAAAUGGGGAAAGAAUGGCUCGUUAUCUGUAUUCGGUCACUCCACACGACACUCUACACGUUAGCGAUGCCGCUCAACUAAUUUCUCUCGGUUUUCACCUCCAUAGAUUUGAUAUUGCGUGGGAUUUGAUUCAACGUUAUCCACAAUUGGGCAUGGCUAAAAACUACAACGGAGAUUUUCCCUUAUUAACAUUGGCCAGUAACCGUUCUGCUUUCUUAAGUGGAUGCCGGCUCAAUUUCUGGGAAAAUUUGAUAUAUUACGGUAUACGCAUGAAACAUCUUCCUUCCAUCAACAAUGAUAUUCAGAGUGAUCAAGGGCAUGUGUCAGACCAAAAAGAGAAUCAGAGUCUCAUUUCCGUAGUACUGGGUUUAUAUAUCCGAGGACUGGUGACGAAGCUCCAAGAACUUUUGGGAAUCAGUCGUAUAUAUCGGAUGAAAUUGAUGCAUGAGAGAAUCAACCAGUUUCUACCCCUCAUGUUUGAGAAUUUGAUAGAAACUAGGGAUUUUGACCAAAUCGUAUGCUUGAACAAAGAAUUGUUCGUAGCAGCAGAAAAAGGGCAUGUGGAGUAUAUUACUCAUUUAUGCAGAGCUUCCUCAUUCGCCUUAACCUUAAUUCGGAACGAAAAAGGACAAAACUUGUUCCAAGUUGCCGCUGAAUGCCGUCAGCACAAAGUUUAUAAUCUUAUACAUGCCUUUGAUGACUCCGAUCAAAGUGAUGUAGUAAAAUUGACCAAAAUGAAAAGAAGUGAGGUUGUCGGCCUCGUUGAUAAGUUUGGCAAUAAUAUGCUACAUACAGUAGGAAGUAUUUCCUCAAUGACAUUGUCAACGAUUAAUCACAUUCGAGGUGCAGCUUUACAAAUGUAAAGAGAAUUACAAUGGUUCAAGGAGGUGGAGAGUGUUGCAGAUCACAAUGAUCGUGAAUCUAUAAAUAAAGAUCAUAUGACGCCACGUGAAGUAUUUAUGAAGAGCCAUAAAGAAUUGGGGAAAGAGGCAGAAGAAUUAAUGAAAAACACAUCAACUUCUUGUACAGUUGUAGGUGCCCUCAUUGUUACCAUGAUGUUUGCCGCAGCAUUCACAUUUCCUGGUGGAAAUAAUGGAGAUACAGGUCUUCCUACAUUCUUAAGUCAAAAGGUAUUCACAACUUUUAUAGUUUCGGAUGCAGUUUCACUCUUUUCUUCCACAACUUCGGUUAUCAUGUUUCUUGGAAUUCUCACAUCACGCUAUUCUGAAGAUGAUUUCCUCAAAUCAUUGCCCACAAAAAUGAUAAUAGGCCUUUUCACCCUCUUUUUAUCUAUCGCAACCAUGAUGAUUGCCUUUUCUUGUGCACUUUACAUGAUGCUUGACGGAAAAAAAGCGAUUGUUAUUCCAAGCAUUUUGCUUGCCAGUGUUCCAGUUGCCUCGUUCAUAUGGAUGCAAUUUCCGUUCCUUGCCGAGUUAUUAAUUUCUACUUUUGGACCGGGGAUAUUUGAUAGGAACCAAGAAAAGUUGUUUUAAUUCCUAUGUUAUCUUUAGUUUGUGUUGGAUUUGCUUCUUGUUAAGAAACUUGUAAAGAGAGGCCAUGUAUAUGCUUUGUCUUUAGCCAAUAAGUUUUGGACUUGGGGAAGAUGAUUCGCUUCUACUGUA
Pyrus x bretschneideri (Chinese white pear) is the source of this 3271-nucleotide messenger RNA. RefSeq lists its product as uncharacterized. The record is from RefSeq and is a predicted model, not a curated record. The transcript is spliced from 10 exons. The coding region runs from base 782 to 2512 and encodes 576 amino acids. NCBI's taxonomy places the organism in Eukaryota, Viridiplantae, Streptophyta, Magnoliopsida, Rosales, Rosaceae.